CCUCCAUGAGGGCGGGCUGGUUCAGGAGGGGGAGGUUUACAACCCUCUACUUUCCAGCUAAAGGUCUCCGGGGAGUAUCAAACUACCACGUCUGCAUCGGGAAGAGAGGGGAAGAGGAGAGGGGAUCAAAAUAAACCGGCUGUAGGAUAGAGAAGUCGAGGAGUCGGGACUGCUUCAUGAAAACGAGGUCGGCUGCAACAUCUGGAGCGAAAGCGCAAACUGAAUUUGGACAUAAAAUACGCACAGCCUGCAGCCCCAGAGCCCCCGACAGACUUCCUGCUUCCAGUGAGGUCUAAUAGUUUUGGUUAACAUUCACCCAAACGCGAGCAGAAUGCACACUGGACACACACUUCUCGUGGUUUAGGUAACUCCAGUAAUAAGUUGCAGAGGGCGCAUAUCUUCUGGAAACUCGUUUUGCGCCAAGUUUAUUGGAUACGUCUUUUCACAGAAAAUGUUUUGACGAAUAGCAAAGUAAAGAUUGCGCAAACUGUUACAGGAAGAUCUGUCUAUUUUUGUAUUUAUUUAUUAUUUUUGGAAAGUCAAGUGAUGGCACCAGAGCUCAAAUCGCUUGUCCGACUGCUGCUGCUGGCGGUGGUGUGGGAGCUGAGCGCGCAUGGAGCGACGGAGCGACACAUCAAUCCAGAGUCAUGGCUGCAGCAGUACGGUUACCUGCCCCCGGGGGACUUGAGGACGCACGCCCUCCGCUCCCCUCACUCCGUCUCCUCGGCCAUCGGCUCCAUGCAGAAGUUCUACGGCCUCACCGUCACUGGCACCUUUGACACCAACACGAUUGAGGCCAUGCAGAGGCCGCGCUGUGGCGUGCCAGAUAAGUUUGGGGCCGAGCUGAAGAGCAACCUGAGGAGGAAGAGAUACGCCAUCCAGGGCCUGAAGUGGAACAAGAAUGAAAUCACUUUCUCUAUACAGAACUACACCCCUAAGGUGGGUGAGUACGAGAGCAACCAGGCCAUCAGGAAGGCCUUCAAGGUGUGGGAGGGCGUCACCCCGCUUCGUUUCCGGGAAAUCCCCUACAGUUACAUACGGGACAAGGUGGAGGAGUUUGCCGACAUUAUGCUCUUCUUCGCCGAGGGUUUCCACGGGGACAGCAGCCCAUUCGAUGGAGAGGGGGGCUUCCUAGCGCAUGCCUAUUUCCCCAGUCACGGCAUCGGCGGGGACACCCACUUUGAUGCGGCUGAGCCGUGGACUGUUGGGAACAAGAAUCUGUUCGGUAAUGAUUUGUUCCUGGUUGCGGUCCAUGAACUGGGCCAUGCUCUGGGUCUGGAGCACUCCGGUGACCCUUCAGCCAUCAUGGCUCCCUUUUACCAGUGGAUGGACACCGACAACUUCCAACUUCCUGACGACGAUCGCAGAGGCGUACAGCAACUUUAUGGUUCUGGAUCAGGCCCUCAGCCCCCAGAUGUUUCACCCCGCACGCCGAACCCCAACCCAGAGCCCACAUAUCCACCUGACAAGCCUCACUAUGGCCCCAACAUCUGUGACGGACACUUUGACACCAUCGCCAUCCUCAGGGGAGAAAUGUUUGUGUUCAAGGAUAAAUGGUUCUGGAGGGUCCGUAACAACCAGGUUCUGGAUGGAUAUCCCAUGCCGAAUGGCCACUUUUGGAGGGGAUUGCCCACCCAUGUCAAUUCCGCCUUUGAAAGGGAAGAUGGGAAAUUUGUUUUCUUUAAAGGGGACAGGUACUGGGUAUUCACUGAAUCAGUUCUGGAUCCUAGUUUCCCGAAGAGUCUAACGGAAAUGGGCACUGGGCUUCCCAAAGAUCGAAUAGACGCUGCUCUCUACUACACCCCCACUGGACAGACAUAUUACUUCAGAGCCAACAAAUAUUACCGUUUCAACGAAGGUUCACGAAGCGUCGACAGCGACUAUCCAAAGGCUAUUAGUGUGUGGCAAGGAGUGCCUGACAACAUCAAGGCCGCCUUCAUGAGCAAGGACCAAGCGUACACCUACUUCUACAAAGCCAACAAGUACUGGAAGUUCAACAACCAGAUGAUGCGCGUGGAGCCGGGAUACCCCAAAUCUGCACUUCGGGACUGGAUGGGCUGCCCCAACGAAGACCCCAAGACGGACGGAGGAGGAGGCGGAGGAGGAGGAGGCGGAGGAGGACACGACAAGGACAAAGAGAGGGAGAAGGACAAGGACCGGGAGGAUAAGGACAGAACCAGAGACAGGGAAAGGGAAAGAGAGAGGGAGACGGACACGGAGAAGGAGGAGGAGACGGAGGUGAUCAUUAUUGAAGUGGACGAGGAGGAAGGGCUAGGGGGUGGCAGUGGAGCAGCUGCUGUGGUGGUGCCGCUGUUCCUGUUAGUGUGUGUGAUUGCGACUCUGGCCGCCUUGGUGUUUUUCCGUCGGUACGGGACCCCCCGCCGACUCCUCUACUGCCAACGAUCUUUACUGGACAAGGUGUAGACGGAGGAGGAGGAGGUGGAGGAGGAGGAGGAGGAGGAGGAGACAGGGAGAGAACGAGAACAAAAAAUGUGGAAGGAAAUCUUAAACACAGAUAAUGAGAGCAGAAGAGAUUUUUAAAAAACUAUUAAAGAAAACUGGCGAACGAGCAGGAGGAGAAGCACCAGAGUUGCAUUUUUAAUCAAUAUUCGUACCACUGCCAGAUUCCUUUUGCUCCAUCGCUCAACCACUCCAUCCUUCCAUUUCUUUUCUCUCCCCCCCCCCCCCCCCCCCUCUCUCUCUCUCCUCGUGGUUACUGACGCCAGGUCUUUGCUGUUUGUUUUAGCCUCUUUUUUUUUUUUUUUUUCAAAGUCUUAUUCUUAGUUCCUGUCCGAGGUCAGUGAAUUCCCGCUUGGAACCUGCAUCUCCAUGACGCAUGUUCUCGCAUGUUCGAGGAGCGCGUUUGAUCCUCCGUGCCUUCUUGUUCCCCGAGCAACACAUUUGGAAAGCACAGUGGCGUUGUCACGGUGGUUUUUAAUCUUCCAGUAGAGUACUAUGUCAGAGCCAGUAUGGACCAUUAAAAGGAAAACAAAACAUUAGCUUAAGUCUUUCUGAAGCCUGAGAUACAGUCGUAUCAGAGUAAAGCAAUAAACACCCUUUAGUGUUGAUUAUUAUUAUAAAUGAUGUUGUCAUUAUUAUUAUGACUAAUACUAUUCUUGUUGUUGUCCUACAUGUAAAGAAUUUUUUUUUUUGUUGUACAUUGUCAUUAAAACGUCCUGCUGGACAGUGACAUACAGUUUUUAAAGUGGCCUUAAUUUUAUAAAUGUGUGGGGACAGUGAAUGGGGAAGGGGGUUUAUGUAUUCUUGAAACUUGAUUGUUUUUUGUUUUGUUUUUUUUUUACCUCGAAUCAAUCACAAAUGAAAUAAAUUGAAGAUCUGAAAAUGGCUCCUUUUUUUUCCUCAUUGUAGUUUUGAAUUCAUGGUGCUACAUUACGAGUCCGGGGUUAUGAGUAGUUUAACAAUGAUAAUGAUACUAGUGAUACUGAUGCUGAUAACCAUCUAGCUUCCUCAAUGAGAUUGUGUGUGUGCGUUUCUUUACUCACUUAUAUUUUUUAAGC
This is a messenger RNA of Cyclopterus lumpus (lumpfish), 3518 nucleotides long. It is a transcript of the gene mmp14b, whose product is annotated as matrix metallopeptidase 14b (membrane-inserted). Gene Ontology annotation, cellular component: extracellular matrix. The transcript has 10 exons. Gene Ontology annotation, biological process: skeletal system development; zymogen activation; collagen catabolic process. The record is from RefSeq and is a predicted model, not a curated record. Gene Ontology annotation, molecular function: metalloendopeptidase activity; zinc ion binding. The coding region runs from base 547 to 2424 and encodes 625 amino acids. NCBI's taxonomy places the organism in Eukaryota, Metazoa, Chordata, Actinopteri, Perciformes, Cyclopteridae.